AUGUCUUUCAUUGGCACCCAGCAGAAAUGCAAGGCUUGUGAAAAGACAGUUUACCCAGUAGAGGAACUCUCUGCGGAUGGUGUGUCCUACCACAAGGCUUGCUUCAAAUGCACCCACUGCAAAGGGACUUUGAAGCUGAGCAAUUAUUCCUCAAUGGAAGGUGUUCUGUACUGUAAGCCCCACUUCGAACAACUCUUCAAGGAGACUGGCAAUUUCAACAAGAACUUUCAGUCACCUGCAAAGUCAGCUGAGAAGUUAACUCCAGAGCUGACUAGAUCACCUAGCAAAGCUGCUAGCAUGUUUUCUGGAACACAAGAAAAAUGUGCUACUUGUGGUAAAACCGCUUAUCCACUGGAGAAGGUGACAGUGGAGAGCCAGGCCUAUCACAAGUCGUGUUUCAAGUGUUCUCAUGGUGGCUGUCCUAUUACUCCAUCAAAUUAUGCUGCCCUGGAAGGCAUUUUGUACUGCAAGCACCAUUUCUCCCAGCUUUUCAAGGAGAAGGGGAGCUACAACCAUCUGAUUAAGUCUGCAUCGAUUAAGCGCGCAGCAGCAGCAGCAGCAUCCAUUCCAGAAGCAUAA
Molecule: messenger RNA, 579 nt
Organism: Prunus armeniaca (apricot)
Lineage: Eukaryota; Viridiplantae; Streptophyta; Magnoliopsida; Rosales; Rosaceae
Source: the annotation of a GenBank genome assembly